AACUUCGGGGUCUAGGUCUGACGUUGCGGAUCUGCCGGGGAGCCGGGACUAUAUAAGUUACAUGAUAUCCACCCUCCCCCGGUCCGCAUCAUUGCUCGGACCUGGCCACGGCAUCCUUCGUCUUCUUGGAUUUUUGACAGGUCAUAGGGCCCCCACCUAUUGAUGUUGGGCAGCACGUUGCCGGUCCUUGAUGUCUCUCCAUCUCUUCCUUCUUAUUAUCAUCUCAUCGGUACGGCUCUUGUAACUCAACUCUCCCGCUUACACAUCGAUCUCAGCCCAUCACUAGAUUUAUAUGCACCCACCAAUCUCAUUGUGAGGUUGAAGAUGGUGCCAAUGCCUGAAAAGACCAAGGGUAAAGGAAAGGAUGUUGGAACGUCGGAGGAAUCAGUUGGUGCUGGUGAUAUAGGCCACAAUGGGCAGACCGGGGGCGGGGACGAUCUGCUUACCCGCAUCGCCAAGUCAGCAACAUCACUACCUUCAGCUUUGUUCUCCAAAGGUAACAUGACCGGCGCAGUUUCGGGACUAGGCAACGGCGAGAAGGGAGAAGGCUCACGAGCGGCGGCAACAGUGGCAAGGGCCACGGGAAAUCUCGAGCGCGUGGGUGAGAGUUCUGCCCCGCUUCAUUCUGCCUCUCAUGGCGGCGAGACCAUCAGGUCAGCCCAGAUUCAGGGACAUGUUGCGAUGCAAGAGGCUUCUUUCGCCGCCUUUCUUGACACCACCGAGCCUCUUACGGCGCCCGAAGGAGCAGGUGUAUUGGAAGGGGCGUGGAAUAUGAGAGGCAAUGUUCCGAGUUCGACAGUACCAGCAACAAACAACCAAUGGACUCAUUCUUUUCCGGCAUCCACUGUCGCCGAACAGGAAGCGCGCGAUGGCCAGGAAGUUGUAGCAUUGCUCCGGGGUGAUCUGAAUCUGGAUGCAGAGCUCGCAGGGCCGGAGGAGAAUACAAUAUUGCCCGAUGACAUGGCCAGCUUGCGCAAGGCUUUAUUCGGGAACGACGAUCCCGGCAGCAGCUCAUCACCUAUUGCGUGGGAUCAUGCGCUCAACUUCAUCCCACUUUCCCUGCUGGGGUUCGACAGUGUUUCGACGGCGCCAAGUACGAGAGAUUUGUUGGGUACGGCCGACGUGACUGAGGGCUGGGAGACAUGGAUUGAUCAGUGGUCUCGCGUGUUAACCGGCUAUCACGACGAGAUUUGGGGUGACCUGGGCGCACUGGUGGAGGAAGCGAAGAAGGAGGUAAAACAGCUAGAAGAAGUCGAGCCAGGCGAAAGACCACCGGAGCCAACAGCUCUCUUACGGCUUCGCGCCAUCCUCGGACAUUUGCGGGGAGCAUAGCGAGGCUCGGCGGCAUCCGGACAAUAGUUACGACCCCGUUCAACAGCAGUCCCAGCUCAGCGGCCACGGGCACGUGGAUUGUGUGUUUUCGCACGGGCACUGAAAUAACUGAAGCUCCGUCGUGUACUCGCCAUCUCGGCUGCUGGGAGUUGAAGUAGUCGGCAUCACGGAGAAGAACAGCAAGCAUCAAAACUUCAUAAGGGAUGCUGCACUCCUGAUCGCUGCUGUAAAAACCUCUCGAAGCCUUAUGCUAAUUGGCAUGGGUGACAGGCAGGUCAUGGGUUGUAUCAUGGACUGUAUGUAUCUUACACACCUGCUGGGCUACCCCGUGUUGUAUAUGCUGUGGUAGCGGUGCUAAAUUGCUGAGCUGAUGCGGCCAACAAAUGGCAUCACUGAACGUUCUACAGGCGGUGGAGGGAGAUGGUGAAGCUAUCGUCUACUGCAUUGUAGAUCAAUAAUUCUGCGCACCCUUUUACACAUGUCAGAGAAUGAAUGCCUUUUAAAGAGGAAUAUGUUGUUAUCCAAUACCUGAGGGUUGGCCUCUAGGGCAGACAGUGCACACUCAAUGUCAUAUUCCUACCCUUGUAUCAUAUCUUUGCGCAAUCCUUGCUUACUUCAAUCGGUGGGAGGAAGGUUAGCUUACACAAUCGUAUAGCAUGUAUCAAGGACACAGCAUUGAUCAACAUCGUCCUACUACAAUUAAAUUCUUUUUUCUU
This is a messenger RNA of Neurospora crassa OR74A, 2048 nucleotides long. RefSeq lists its product as hypothetical. The transcript has a single exon. The record is from RefSeq and is a predicted model, not a curated record. Lineage: Eukaryota; Fungi; Ascomycota; Sordariomycetes; Sordariales; Sordariaceae. The coding region runs from base 163 to 1332 and encodes 389 amino acids.